GGAGGACUUUCAUGUGAGGAUUCUGAUAUUGAUCUCUGAUCCUCUGGAUUCUUGUGUGUUUCUUCUCAUGCUCCCAGCACAGACCUGCCACAGAGCCCAGGAGUGGCUGAGCGUGGUGUCAGAGCUCACGCUGCGCCUCAACAAAGGGAAGUCUUCUCCAGAUCCCAGAGCUGCUGUGGGAGCCGAUGAAGACGAUGAGGAGGGGUCUUCCUCACUGAGGCUGCAGGACCGACGUUCUCCUGGUGCAGAUGAAGCGGCCGGUGACAGCUCCGUCACCUGUGAGGCAGAAAGCAGAGCUGAGAGGCAGGCCCCCGCUGAGGAUGAGGAGAACACCUAUGAGGAGGUCCAGGUACCUGAGCAGCAUCAGUCCAUCAGCUGGAGAGACGGAGAGUCUGAGAACCGUGCAGAUCUCUGGGACUCCGACGCUUCAGCUCCGUCCUGCAGGAAGCUGUCCACAGAUGUCCGGCGGCUGAGCGAGCGACCCGUCAGCUGGACAGACGUGGCCAUACGAGCCAGUACACCUCAUCUCACCACCAUCAGACAGAACUGUGACACUAAGGUCCAACAGUUGAUGAGAUCGACGAGGAACGGCACUAAAGAGGGACUGAGAAAAACAACGUUAGCCAUGAUCCGCCGAGUGGCCUUCCUGCAGAGGAAGAACUCUACAGGUGAGGGGAAUGAAGACACAGGAUACUUGGAAGUGUCCAUUUGUGAGUUGAAACACCCUCCAGCUCAACUCUGUCCGACGCCGGAGGGGCUCAGCAGCCAGCAGGUCAUCCGACGCCUCAUUCUCAGCUCCAUUGUUCAAAGUGAGAGCAGCUACCUGGACUCCUUGAAGAGGAUCCUGCAGGAAUACCAAAAGCCGCUGCUGGAGAGCCAUUCUUCCAUCCUGAACCCGGAGAAGGUGCAUCAGAUCUUCUUCCGUCUGAAGGAGAUCCAUCAGUGCCACUCCAUGUUCCAGAUCGCCCUGGCGUCCCGGGUGUCGGACUGGGAUCAGAGUGAGAUGAUCGGUGACCUGUUUGUAGCCUCGUUUUCCAAGUCCAUGGUUCAGAGUGUGUACAGAGACUACAUCAACAACUUCACCAAAGCCAUGGCGCUCAUCAAGAAGGCCUGUGUGUCCCGGCCGGCCUUCCUGGACUUCUUAAAGAGGAAACAGGCGUCGUCUGCAGACCGGAUCACUCUGUACGGCCUGAUGGUCAAGCCAAUCCAGCGCUUCCCUCAGUUCAUUCUGCUGCUACAGGACAUGCUGAAGAACACUCCUCUGGCCCAUAAGGACCGGCUUCCUCUGCAGCUAGCUCUCACCGAGCUGGAGAUCCUGGCGGAGAAGCUCAACGAGGAGAGGCGCUUGGCUGACCAGGACGCAGAAAUCCAGCAGCUGUCUCACAGCGUAGGAGACCGCACCCUCAACAAGCUGCUGAACUCAGAGCAGAGGCAGCUGAUCCACUGUGAGCUGCUGACGGAGACCGUCUACGGAGACAAGGGUCAAGUCCUCAAGUCUAAGAGGCGAAAGCUGUUUCUCUUCAGUGACUUCUUGAUCUGUGCCAACGUCACCUGGAAAGGUCCUCCUGAAAUCAGCAGCCUGGUUCCCCUUGGAGCCAAAUGCUCCGUGAAGUGGUGUGCCCCACUGGCUCAGAUCCAGGUGGAGGAGGUGGGGCAGGAUGGGGUCGCAAUGAGUAGACGCCAAAGCUCCGCCUCCAACACUGCAGGGAGGAUGUUCCUGGGCCCCCCGAGGUUAUUCCAGGAUCUGGAGGAGCUGCAGCACGACCUGGCUGUGGUGGAGGAGGUGUCUCUGCUGGUGGGCACGUUACACGGACUCUACCAGAACCUGAACAGCACCGUGUCUCAGGACUGGUGCUGCGCUCUGCAGAGGCUCAUCCGUCUGAAGGAGGAGCAGAUCCAGGACGCCAACAAGUGCUGCCUGCGUCUGUCCAUUCCAGGCCGACCAGACAGGUCUGGACGUCCUGUGAGCAUCAUGGUGGUCUUCAACACCCUCAGCCCCCACAGCAAGAUCUCCUGGGUGAACCGCAUCUACCUUGCUAAGCUGGCUCAGAGGAAGGAAAACUCUCCUGGAUGGGAAUGUCACGAAGACGACUGCAGGACCCAAGCUCUGUUUGGAGCGCCGCUGCUGACCUGCUCUCUGCCGGUUCUGUCCUCCAGGACACACUCUCUGACGCUGGAGGCGGCUCUCCACAGUCCUUCACAGUCCACCCUACUCGGUCUCUGCUCCACGACCACAUGUCUGCCGCAGGGUUACCUCUGGGUUGCUGGUGGUGGAGGCGGCUCUCUCCACGGCCAGGUGGAUAUCUUCUCUUUGAACCGAACCACGCCUCGCCUGGUGAAGAGCGUCCCCCUGAGGUCCUCCGUCCUCUGUCUGGAGCUGGUGAAGGAGUCAGGUCCUCAGACUGAAGAAGAGGAGGAAGAGGAGGCUGGCAGGGUCACCAGGGCGGGGAACAUCAUCUGUGUGGGCCUGCAGGACGGCAGUAUUCACGUGCACAGCAGCGUGGACACGGCGGUGGAGACUCUGCAGACGCUGGUGACCCCGGACGGCUGUCCUGUGCUCUGCCUCAGACACUCCCCCUCCUUCCUGUUUGCUGGCCUGGCCAGCGGUAAAGUGGCCGUGUUCCAGAGAGGAGCUGGAGAGAGGCUGUGGGACGUGGACUCGUGCAGGCUGGUGCUGCUGGGCUCCCAGCCGGUCCACGCUCUGCUGGCGGUGGAAGACGGCGUGUGGGCGAGCUGCGGCCAUCAUGUGUCCGUCAUCCAAGGAGAGAGUCUGCACACGCAGGUUUUGGAGGUUCAUCAUGAUCCAGGCUGCCGGGUUCGCUGCAUGGUGCGUUCAGGAGCUGGAGUGUGGAUGGCCUUCACUCAGGAAUCCUCCAUUCAGCUGUUCCACACAGAGACCUUGGAGCUGCUGCAGGAAGUGAACAUCUCAGCCCGAUCCCGGCAUCCAGGUCAGCUCACCGUCUCCUGCAUGCUGAUCUGUCAGGGUCUGCUGUGGGUGGGCACCGACCAGGGAGUGAUCCUCACGUUUCCUGUCCCCACCCUGGAGGGCAUCCCGAGGAUCACAGGAAAGGGAAGAACGUCUCUCAACGCUCACUGUGGUCCAGUGGACUUCCUGGUGUCCGCUUCCAGGACUUUGGUUCCGGACUUCCUCAGUCGAGGGCCCGUCCUCAGCAGCAGCCCGGAUGGAGAAGCAGGAGCUGAAGAAAGCUCCUCCCAGGAUCCAGAAGCCCCGCCUCUGAAGGGUCUCCUGCUGCAGUACCGAGUCACGUCCAGCAGCCAGCUCCCCGGGAAGCUGCUGUCCGCCCAGCCCCCCCAGGACGGAGGAAGGACCCCCCCGGAUCUGCCGGAGCACCGGCCAGAGGACGGCUCCAUCUAUGAAGUGAACGAGGACCCUGACGUGUGGAUGCGGGGCCGGGCCGUGGGGGUGGGGGACGAAAGGGAGGCCAAGCGCAGCAGGAUGACCUCCACCGCCGUCUUCUCCGGCGGGAGGGGGGUCCGCAGGACGGAGGGGAGCGACUCGGCUGAGAACGCCACCCAAAACACGCUGCUGGUGUGGCAGCUGCCUCUGAUGCUCAGCCAGUGACCGCUGACGUCAGGACCUCCGUGACCCCGCCCACCAGUUAGCUGCAGCGGAGGAAACAGAGAUCUAAGCUCCUCCCACUGAGGCAGCAGAGAUCUAAGCUCCUCCCACAAGAGCAGCACUCCCUCCCCAACACACAACUCGUUUUUACUAAACAGUUCUGCAAAUGUGUGAUUUGUUCAGUGGACUUUUCCCACUAAAACUUUGCAGACACGAAGACGUUUUCAGUCAGAGGAACACUAAAGAUGAUGACGGCGCUGACAUGAAGAACUUACAUGUUCCUUCUAGGAAUUCAGUCCAGUCUAAAUGUAUUUAUAAAAGUCUUUAACCGUUUCAGCAAACUCAAAGUGCCUGCACUGAUGACCUCAUCAGUGGAAAUGUUUAGGAAACUGAAAUACAUUUCCUUUUAAAACA
Molecule: messenger RNA, 3994 nt
Organism: Oryzias melastigma (Indian medaka)
Lineage: Eukaryota; Metazoa; Chordata; Actinopteri; Beloniformes; Adrianichthyidae
Product: rho guanine nucleotide exchange factor 10-like protein
Exons: 24
Coding region: 68-3583 (1171 amino acids)
Biological process (GO): positive regulation of stress fiber assembly; SREBP signaling pathway; actin cytoskeleton organization
Cellular component (GO): cytosol
Molecular function (GO): protein binding; guanyl-nucleotide exchange factor activity
Source: RefSeq, a predicted model, not a curated record